AUCGAUCACCAAAACGGCAGUCCUUACCUGUAAUUAAUGAAGUAACCAUCAAAAAUGUUAAAAAUAGUAUUAUUAAGUUUUGUAUUACUAGCACCGAGUGUGUUAGCGAAGUUUAGGUUUGAUAAUUACACUUUGUACAAGAUUUUGCCUAAAAAUGGGCAAAUUAAAUUACUACAAAAUCUUUACGAGCAUGACUCGAGGUUCGACUUCUGGACGAAUCCAGGACGUGCCGACUUUGUGAGUGUGAUGUCAAGUCCUGAAAAUAAGGCGCAUUUGGAAAAUCUGUUGAACAAGAAUAAUGUUCAAUUUGAAAUUACAAUGGGCAAUAUCCAAGAAGCAAUCGACAAAGAACCAAUUAAAAGGUACACACGAGGAAACCUUAGGAGCAUGCAGUUCGAUGCUUACUACACUAAUUCUGAAAUCAACGCUUGGAUGGAUGACCUAGCUAGAGAAUACUCAGUUGUGACCCCCAUUAUCGCUGGAAGAUCGUUCGAAGGUCGGCAAAUCAGAGGAAUUAAGAUAUCCCAUGGAUCUCGUAGAAAAAUCAUUUUCCUCGAAGGUGGAUUGCAUGCUAGAGAAUGGAUUUCUCCAGCAACUGUUUGCUACAUCACUCAUCAGUUGCUUACCAGCCGUGACCCUGAGAUUAUGGCUGCUGCCCGCGAUUUUGAUUGGUAUAUUAUUCCUGUCGCUAACCCUGAUGGAUACAUCUGGAGUCACGAUGAAUUCAGAAUGUGGCGUAAAAAUAGACGUCCCGUAGGACAACACUUCGGCGUUGACCUCAACAGAAAUUGGAACAGCAAUUGGCUUGUUGCUGGAUCCUCUAUAGACCCAAGCACAGAGAUCUACGCUGGCCCAGGACCUUUCUCGGAACCAGAAACAAGGACCCUAUCGGCUUAUUUGAGGACAAUUGGAGACAGAAUAGACUUGUAUCUCUCCUUCCACUCAUUCGGACAGUUACUUUUAGUUCCUUUUGGCAAUUCUACAGCUCCCUACGCUAACUAUCAUGAUGCGGUAAACAUCGGAAGGCGUGCGAUGGGCGCUUUGUCUGUUAGAUUCGGCACGCAAUAUGUUACUGGAAACAUUGUUGAGGCUAUCAAUUAUUACGGAACAGGUGGAACCAUUGAUUGGAUAAAGGAACAUCUCAAGGUUCCUUUAGUGUAUUGCUAUGAAUCCCGCGACCGUGGCCAAUACGGAUUCCUGCUUCCUCCAGACCAAAUCCUGCCCAAUGGUCAGGAGACCAUGGACUCUGUUGUCGACAUGAUUCAUCAGGCCAGAAGAUUUGGAUAUAUGACUGGGAAUUAGUGUUAAUAUGUAUAAUUUUGUGCAUCUGUUCUUGUUGUUGAAUAGAUGAAACAGUUAAUAAAAUGUGUUAUAGGUA
Molecule: messenger RNA, 1378 nt
Organism: Manduca sexta (tobacco hornworm)
Lineage: Eukaryota; Metazoa; Arthropoda; Insecta; Lepidoptera; Sphingidae
Product: zinc carboxypeptidase
Exons: 6
Coding region: 55-1302 (415 amino acids)
Biological process (GO): proteolysis
Molecular function (GO): zinc ion binding; metallocarboxypeptidase activity
Source: RefSeq, a predicted model, not a curated record